Messenger RNA from Oreochromis niloticus (Nile tilapia), 1800 nucleotides. It is a transcript of the gene asz1, whose product is annotated as ankyrin repeat, SAM and basic leucine zipper domain containing 1. Gene Ontology annotation, molecular function: protein binding. The coding region runs from base 113 to 1570 and encodes 485 amino acids. The transcript has 13 exons. NCBI's taxonomy places the organism in Eukaryota, Metazoa, Chordata, Actinopteri, Cichliformes, Cichlidae. Gene Ontology annotation, cellular component: pi-body. The record is from RefSeq and is a predicted model, not a curated record.
UGUCAAACUCCGCCCAACACCGGGUCGCUAUGGUGCGCAGCCUCAAACGUCUCUGCAGUGUGACCUGUAGAGUCUACUUGGACCGAUGCUUAGCGAGCUAUUGCGCUAAAUCAUGGCGAACUUCAUGGAUUAUGCCUUUGCGGCUGGAGAAGAAAGCGACGGCAGCGAUGCUGAGUGGCACAUCUCGCCUUAUUCGGAUAAAAACUCUGGUUGCAUUAAGGUUCUCAACGAGCUGGAUGCUGUUCAACAACAAGGAGAAGAUGGUGUGUCAGUUUUGAAAAAAGCCAUCAGUAACGGAGACACAGACACUGUUAAACAGCUGUUGGACAAUGGCGUGGAUGUGGAGACCAGGCUUGGAUUUGAAUGGACUCCACUUAUGUGUGCUGUCAGCGUGGCCAACUAUGACCUGGCCAAACUGCUUCUGGAUAAAGGGGCCAGUGCCAAUUUCAGCAAAGAUCACUGGACGGUGCUCAUGGCCAGCUGCACAGCAUCUGCCAGUGAGGACAAAAUUGCACGUUGCGUGGAGCUCCUGCUGUCCAGAAAUGCUGACCCCAACAUGGUGGACAGGUCCCAAAUGACCUGCUUGAUGCUGGCAGCCAGGGACAACUACAGUAAAGUCAUCAACCUCCUGGUGUCCCAUGGGGCUGAAAUCAAUGUCCAGGAACGCAAUGGAUACACAGCUUUGGCUAUAGCAGUGCAGUAUGGAAGGGAGGAGGCAGUGCUGAAACUCCUCCAGCUAGGAGCAGACAAAACCAUCAGGACAAAGACUGGCAAAAGCCCUGCUGAUCUGGCUGAGAUCUUCAAACACAGACAGAUUUCCAGGAUCUUGGCCUCUUCCUCAAACAUCUCUAAGGUCCAGGCCUUUGGAUCCAUGGAGGACACGCUAUCUAAAUUCUUCAAGACUAACUCUGAAUUUCCAUCUCCUAAGGAGAGUGUAAGCAAGCUUGAUGACCUGGAGCUCCUCCUGCAUGGCCUUAACCUGGGCUACCUCACUGACAUUAUGACUGAAAAUGAUAUCACCUGGAGUUACCUGUUGACCAUGGAGGAGGAGGACCUUAAGAAGAUUGGUGUCACAGACCCAGAGGACCAGAAGAAGGUGCUGACUGCUUUGCAGCAGAUGCACCUGGACAAAGUGGACCUGGAAACAAUCAGGCAACUGGGACCUGCAGACAGUGGGAGUGAGGAGCUGCAAAAUUUCCUCAUAAGUAUCAGUCAGCAGUGCUGCUACCUGACAGAGACCAUUCAAGACGUCUUAAAUCGAUUCCCUCGCCAACCCGCUCAGCUGGUUUUCUCCCUGGACCCAAAGAAGGAGGCCCGGACCAUCUGCAACCAGCUAGUGGUCCAGACAAAAGAUCUCCAAAAGGAAGUCACCUGCCUCCGCAAUCUGCUUUGCCAGAUGGAAGAAUUCAAAGAUUCCUGUCAGCCUCCUCAGCCUGGUUUCCAUAACAACAGGAGGAUGUGGUCUCUGACCGCCAGAUUUGCUCUGAGCACUCUCGGAGUCACCUUCCUUGUACUGCUCUACAAAGCUUCCAGUGGCAAGGUUUCCCUACAGUGCAGGGAUACUUUUUGAUCGCCUCACAGAUCUGUGAGGUCUUUUGUGUUUGUUGACUGUAGCUGAAAAGUUGGAUAAGUAUUGUGUUUAUAUGUGUUACAAGUGUUUGACAGGCAUUCAGUUUUAAUUUUGCUGCAGUGUUUUUUUCCCAGUUAGUUUUGACUUGUCACUGAGUUUAAUUCUUAUUCUUUUUAAGUUAUUUUAUAUUUUAAUGGUUUGAACAAUUAAAGUUUUUCUUUUGAGAGUAA